GUCGCCUCGAAGCAGACUGCGACCGAGCUGAGUGAGCUGAAGGAGCGCUUCAGCCAGUCUCGUGCGCGGAUUCUCCAGAUCGAGUUCAUCGAGGGUGAGAAUCGACGCCUCGAGGGAGAGAGCCGGACCCUGAAGGACAAGCUGAAUGCCAUCGACGCCCACAAGCAAAUCGCGCCGCUGCAAGAUGAGCUCCUCGAGCAGACGAAGCAGCGAAAUGCUGAACUGGAAGCAGACCGGAACUUUCACAAGAGCAAAGCAGAGGAAUGGAAAUCCCUGUACGAUGCCUGCAAGGUCAAGCAGGAGGAUGUCGACAAGUGGACUGCGCAGGAAGCUGAGCUCAAGGAGAAGAUCUCGGGCCUCGAGGCAGAGUUGGAGGCGGAAAGAACGAUGCUAAACGAUCAGUGCAGCAAGAACGAGGCCCUGACCAAGGCACAUGAGGAGCUGGAGAAGGAGGUCAAGGAGAAGGACCGUCAAGCGCAAGAAGCCGCAGCAGAGCAGUCUGAGCUCAACAAGAAGUCCGCCCAGCUUGAGGCGAAGCUGGAGGAGGAGCGCGCCAAAGCGCAGGCCUUGGCCAAGGCCAGGGAUGACCUCGAAAAUGUGAACAAGGAUCAGGAGAAGCGGCUGAAAGCCAAUGAAGACCUGAAGAAGCUGGGACAAAAGCGCCUUGAUUUGGUGAAUGGCGAGAAGGCAAAAUUGGCGGAAGAAAAUGCGAAGCUGAAGUCGGAUGCGGCAAGGAGCGUCCCACAGGCUGAGAAGACCAAGUUGACUGAGGAGAUUGCGAAGCUAAAGGCCGACAAGACCAAGCUGAACGAGGAGAUUGUGAAGCUGAAGUCGGACAUGGCAAAGCGAGUUCCGGAGGCAGAGAAAGCCAAGUUGCUGGAGGCCGAGAAGACCAAGUUGACUGAGGAGAUUUCGAAGCUGAAGUCUGCAGCCUCGACGGCGAAGCAGGUUCCAGAGGCCGAGAAAGCCAAGCUGCUGGAGGAGAUCACGAAGCUGAAGGCUGAACUGUCAAAGCGGAUUCCCGAGGCCGAAAAGAGCAAGCUGGUUGAGGAGAUCACGAAGCUGAAGGCGGACGUGGCAAAACGGACUCCUGAGGAUCUGAAGGCUGUGCAGAAGCACGCUGACCUGGCCAUACACCUUGCCAUGGAGUACAGGAAGGCCCUUGAAGCCUUGAUUCCAGAAGUCGAGAGGGCCCAGGAAAAGUCCCAAGAGACGAAGCUGCAUCCAGCUCCGAAGCCUAAAGAAGCUCAGGCCCCAGGCGAAGCCUCUCCAAGCCCAGCGGCUGGGCAAGUUGGGGGCAUCAAGCGCAAGGCGGAGAGCCCUGGGCCCCUGCGCUUGGACCAGCUCAAGGAGGCCAAUGUUCAGGCCAUGGUGGAGGAGCGCGCGCCCAAAGCCGGGCGUAGCGAAGGCUCGGCGCAGCACCCGCCCAAUCAGCCGCCUGCAGUGAAGAAAGCGCCCGUGGCGCCAAAGGCUCCGCACGCGCAGCCAGGCCCGAGCUCGCCAGCCGGCGGAGCCACCCCGACUGCCAAGGCUGAAGGGGCUGCCGCAUCGCCAUCCUUGACCCCAAGAGCCGCCGCAGUCCAAGUGGUGGACGUCGUGGACGAUGACGACGCUGCGGAAGCUCCACCUGCAGCACCGGCAUCCUGA
Symbiodinium natans is the source of this 1647-nucleotide messenger RNA. The record is from the annotation of a GenBank genome assembly. Lineage: Eukaryota; Dinophyceae; Suessiales; Symbiodiniaceae.